AUGCCGAUCGAUAAGAGUUGGACGGCAUUAAGGAAGCGUAACUGUGAUGCUUAUUGGAACGGUCUCCAAGCCUUCUUGAGAAUGGAAAAAGAACACGUAGACUGCGACGGGAGAAUUUUAUGCCCGUGUGUGAGGUGCCUGAAUGUUAAACUACAAACUAUAGAUACAGUGGAGGCUCAUGUCUUUGACAAGGGUUUUCAACAGAGUUAUCAAAAGUGGGUUUACCACGGUGAGGUGGAAGCUAGUGUCGCCAAUGAGGUAGUUGAGGAGAAUGAAGAUGUAGACGGGAUGGUUGACGUCGUUGAUGAUUUCCUCUUACCGACAAAUGCAGAGGAAGCAGAUGGUGUGUCUGGCAGUCGAAUGGGACAAUUAAAGCGAAUGUACAGUUCAAGACAUACAGCUAAUGACAUGUUAUGGCAUCAUACUGGGAGAUCAAUAGAAGAUGGGAUGAUGCGUCAUCCGGUUGACGGGUCUGCAUGGAAAGACUUUGAUGCCACCCAUCCUGAUUUUGCAAAAGAUCCUAGAAAUGUUCGUCAAGGCUUGGCUGCUGAUGGGAUACUGAACGUUUCUGAUAUGGAGAACGCUAAGGAUGACUUGAUUGUUAUUUUAUGCAAGAUGGAGUUUAUUUUCCCUCCAGCAUUCUUUGACAUAAUGAUCCAUCUUGUUUUGCACUUGCCUGAUGAAGCAAUAUUGGGAGGACCUCAUGCUGAUGAAUUACUAGCUUUAGCAUCUGGGUCAGAUCUAUUGGCUUACUCCUACCAAGCAUGUAUAGUGAACGGAGUUCGAUUUGUUUCAUACAAUCGAGAUCAGAAUCGAAUUACACAAAAUAGUGGAGUGUGUGUUGCUGGAACAGAAGGUUUUAACUAUUACGGGCAACUUGAAGAAAUACUCCAGCUGUCUUUUACUGGUUCUUAUUCGGUGGUAUUAUUUCGAUGUAAAUGGUUCAAUACAGAUCCGAAAAAAAAGAAAACCAUCACUGUAAAUAAUAUUACUAGUAUCAAUGUUAGCGGUGAAUGGUAUAAAGAUGAACCGUUCAUACUAGCUAGUCAAGCAAAACAAGUAUUCUACAUCGAUGAUCUCGUUAGAGGACGAGAUUGGAAAGUUGUCCAAGAAGUGAAUCAUCGGCAAGUUUGGGACUUUCCAGAUGCUUCAGAUAUGAUUGCUGAUGUUGAUGUUGUACAUGACACCAACUCAUCAAAUUUUGUUUUGACUGUGGAUCUCGGAGAGUUGGUUGUUCAGCAAUUUGAUGUACCAGCGACUCAAGUCAACACGGCCCAUCGACCUUCUUUAGUUGUUCAAGAAGAUGAUGGAUUUAUUAAUGACAAUGAAGAUGAUAUGGUAGACAGUGUAGAAGAAGCAGAAGAUGAGGAUGAAUUAAUUGUCGACCUUAGUGAUGAUAAUACUGAUGAUGUGUGCCCGAUAGAUGUUGAUGUAAUUAGUGAGGAUAGUGACUAUUCUACUUAGUUUUGUAUCUAGUAUUCAAUGUAUUAUACAUAUUGAGAAAUAAAAAGUUCGUUUCCAAAUAGCAUGUUUCAAAUUACCUAAUCAAUUGAAAUAAUACUCAAUAAAUUAAUUAUAAAUAAUAAUUAAAUAUUAAAAUAGAUAGGUUAAAUUACUGUCGUGUUAGUAGAUGUCAGCAGAUGUGGCUAGAGCUCACGGUGGAGACGCUAGCGGUGAUGCUCCACCGGAUCCUACUAGGAUCCCGACUACAUGCGACUCAGGAAUCCCAACUAAGAAAAAGGGUCGUGGCGCAGCUAUUGGAAAAGAUCUAGAGGAGAGGCGGCGUAAAAAUGGAAAACCACUGUUAGUAACGUUUUGCCCACGAACGUACAAGGUUGUUGGGGGCGAGCACGCUGCUUUUGUCCGCCUUGUGGGAACCCAAAUUAAAACAAAAGUUCCCGGACAUUACGGUUCAUGGGAAUUAGUGCCUAAACAAUACAAGGAUCAGGUCCUUGGCAUAAUUCAGGUAAAAAUAGUAUUAAAUAUAUUUUUUUAAAAUUUGUCUUUAAUACAGUACAUAUAUUAUUAAUAUGUUUAAUUUUCAAUUUAGUACUAUUAUCAAAUAGCAGGCCGCGAGGAUUUCUUAAAGUGUUUAGAUGGUAUCGAUCGAGAGAUGAAAGACCGAUACCGUAAUAGGAAAACACUAAGACACGAACACUUUGAGAAACACUACAAUGGACCGGAGGAUUGGGAUAAGGUUCUAAACAACCCAACCAAUGAUGUUAACAAGGAGGAGUGGAAGCAGAUCUGUCAGUUAUUUACAAGUCCACAAUUUAUUGCACGCUCCGUAAAGAAUAAGGAAAAUCGGAAGAAACAAAAGUAUUCUACAACGCAGGGUACAAAAUCGCUGGCAGCCGUCCGUUUUGAAAAAGUAAGUAAAAGAUAAAAUAUUAUCAAAAUUAUGUUCUUUUAAAUUAUAUGUUCUCUAACAUUUGGGUUAUAUUUUUUAGACGAACCUGGACCUCAUUGAGUCAUGGAAGGAUUAUCAUUGGAAGAAAGCAACAAAUGAUUUCGUGAACGAUGAUGCUCGCCAAGAUUAUGUAAGUUUGAAUUAUAUUUUUUAAUAUUAAUAGAGUUAUAUUUAAUGUUAGUGUCUAACAUUUUUUGAAAACAGAAAAAACUGAAGGCUGAUUUUGAGUUACAAACUCAGCAAACAUCCACUGAUGCUUCUAAUAAUGAUAGUUCGUCAUCAGUUGAUCAGGUGGAGGUGUUACAAAAAGUAUUAGGCCAAAGGCGUGGACAUGUGCGAGGAGUGGGCCGCAAAUUG
Messenger RNA from Humulus lupulus (European hop), 2767 nucleotides. RefSeq lists its product as uncharacterized. The coding region runs from base 1 to 1464 and encodes 487 amino acids. NCBI's taxonomy places the organism in Eukaryota, Viridiplantae, Streptophyta, Magnoliopsida, Rosales, Cannabaceae. The transcript is spliced from 5 exons. The record is from RefSeq and is a predicted model, not a curated record.